Messenger RNA from Oppiella nova, 456 nucleotides. The record is from the annotation of a GenBank genome assembly. Lineage: Eukaryota; Metazoa; Arthropoda; Arachnida; Sarcoptiformes; Oppiidae.
AUGUCAUCGACGGACAGACAGUCAUCGGCAGUGAAUCCCGUGGUAUACGUGACUCGUAUUCAGAGCUUCUGUUCGGCGCAUCGACUGAACAGCGGAUCACUUGAUGUGCAGACAAACGGUCAGACAUAUGGCAAAUGCAAUGCAGUUCACGGACACAACUAUAAGGCAGAGGUGACAGUGAGAGGUGCUGUCGAUGCCAUCACUGGCUUUGUGGUGGACAUCGCUAUUCUCAAUGAUAUCAUCGAUGAGACUAUAAUGAAGACAAUGGACCACAAGAACAUCGACGAAGACGUGCCUUACUUUCGGGACAACCAUAUCGUGAGUACUGCAGAGAAUAUUGCGGUUUAUAUCUGGAAAGCAAUCGCAGAAAGACUGCCGAAGAGUGUGUCCUUGGAUUCAAUCAAAUUACACGAAACCGACAAAAAUGUAUUCGUAUUUCGCGGAGAAUUUGUCUGA